GUCGGAAUUGCCGCCCCCACAGCAGCUGAGAGAGACGAAAGGGAACAGCAGGCGAAGAGAAGGAGAGGAGCCGCUGGGGGUCGGCGGCGAGGCUUUUUCGCAGGACAAGAAAUGAGAGAAAAGCGUUUCGUUUUCCUGAGCAACGUUGGUCCCCACUUGGGGAGUUUUCAGCAGAGGAAAAGAACGAAAGUGGAAGGAAAAAGAACCAAAAAGAACCGCACGCGCAAGGAGACAAUCCGAUCCCGCCGUUGAAAAAAGAAGAGAGGCCGUGAAGAGGAGACGCUGUCGAGGAAAAGCGAGAAAAGGCUGUCUCGAUUCCUCCCGUGUGUUGUUAAUGCAAUCCGGACUCCAUUCCGGCGCCGUUCAGAACGCACCAAAGCACACAGCGAGACGGAGAAAGAGGAAAAGAACUUGAAAUUGAAGAGUCUACAUCUUCGCAGUCUUUCCAGACGUUUUGCGAGAGAGGCAGAGUUCCGUCGCGUUUCUUCCCCGCCUCCCUUGCAUCUCCGAGAAACGAAGAAUCAACCUCUCUUCCACUACUCUUUUUUUCGCGUUUAACAUGGGGGAUUUCAAGAAAAGACAACUGAGUAUAAAGGGCAGGGCGUGUGGAGACAGAUGCCACCGGCAUCAGCUGUCAAGGAAAAAUUUUCACCUUGCAUGUCUGGAUCUCGGAAACAAAAGGGGGCAAAGGACAGCGAAAAGCGGGCGCUCUUCCUUUCUCUUCGUUUCUCGACUUUUUCCUUCUUUUCUCUGUCUUGCGCGGUUUAUCUAGGUUCUCUCUCGUCUUGUGAAUGCUGCUUUUGAAUUCGUUUCCAUUCUUCUCCACUAAUCAUCGCCGAGUCUCGUUUUUUCGCUUCUUCGUUCACUUUUCUCGCUGUCUUCCUGCCGUCCGGGAAGAACAGUAUCUCUUUCGUUUAACGUUCCUUUUCCUUCACCUUCUCUCCUUUUCCUUCGCUUUUCUAUGUCCGACACCGCAACUCCCUUUGUCGCGCCGGGCUCCUCGACUCACACUCGACAAUGAUAGAUGCGAUUUGCGCCUUCUCGCGAGGUGGGGUGGUUCUCUGGAGUUUCUGCUUUGCCAAGGUGCCAAGUUCGCCUUUCGAUCACCUUAUCAAAAAUGUCCUCCUGGAGGAGCGUUCCGGAAGCUGCAGCGCUACCUUGUCUCCCUAUACGCUUCAAUGGAAAUUUCUGAACAAUCUGGAAAUCGUCUUCGUCGUCAUUUACCGCGGCAUCGCGCAACUCGCCUUCUUGGAUGCUCUUCUGGACCACACAGCGCUGGCCUUUGUGAAGCACAUGGACGGGAAGAACGCGCUGGACUUCGUUGCGAGUCCGCCAAGCACAAGCUUCGACGAAGUAUUUGUGAAGCUCUUCACUUGUCUGCACCAGCAACAGAAAGAGAAAAAGAUGCAGGUGAAGGCCGGUGGGCGGUCUGGCGGCUACAAGGCGAAGAAGAAAGGCGGCGCAGAUGGAGAGGACGACGAGGAAGGAGAAGGCGAUGACGCUCGCGGAAAGAAGUCGUCGAGGAGGCCGAUGGUGCCUUGGUGCUCCAAUCAACGAGUCACCAAGAAAAACAUGGAUGCUCUGGACUUCAGCAAGAAGUCACCCCACGGCGAGCUGCCGAACGGAGACGACGCCGUGGCGAGGAUGGAACGAGCAACUUACGGUGCCGACGAAGCUCUGGAGGAGUCCGAGGACGAAGAGGAGCUGCUGGAAGUGGAGAUGAACGAAGAAGCUGCAGCCGCGUCGGGAUGGUUUCGAAGCCUCACGUCGAAACUGCAGAGCUUCACAGGCAACAAGCUGCUCACAAACGCCGACAUCGCUGAGGUGCUCCCGGCCUUCCGCGCGCAUCUCGCCGAAAAGAAUGUGGCGGAAGAGGUGAUCGACCUCCUUCUCCACUCUGUGCAGUCUCGUCUGAAGGGGACGCGAACCGCCUCCUUCACAUCUGUUCACCAGACAGUCCGCAUGGCGAUGCGCGACGCCAUCGUCAAAAUCUUGACUCCGAAAAAGACCGUGGACGUUCUGCGCUUGGCUCUAGAGGCGAAGGCUGAAGGUCGAGUUUUUUCAAUUGUCUUCUUGGGUGUCAACGGAGUUGGAAAAUCUACCAAUCUGGCCAAGGUCGCGUACUACCUCAAGCACAAAGGCAAUCUCGACGUAUUAAUCGCCGCAUGCGACACCUUCCGUGCUGGAGCUGUGGAGCAGCUGCGGACGCAUUCGAGGUGUCUCCAGGUUCCGCUCUUCGAGAGAGGCUACGGAAAAGAUGCCGCGGCGAUCGCUCGCGAGGCCCUGGCGACGGCGCGUCAAGAAGGCAGAGAUGUUGUCCUCAUUGACACUGCCGGGCGCAUGCAGGACAACGAGCCUCUCAUGCGCUCUCUCGCGAAGCUGGUUGCGAUGAACAGUCCCGACAUGAUUCUGUUUGUUGGCGAGGCUCUGGUCGGAAACGACGCCGUCGACCAGCUGAAGAAAUUCAAUCAAGCUCUCGUAGACCUCACUGCUCUCGGUGGUCGUCCUCCCCGUACCGUCGACGGCAUCAUUCUCACCAAGUUCGACACAGUCGACGAUAAGGUGGGCGCAGCGUUGUCAAUGGUAUACAUCACGGGUCAGCCUGUCGUCUUUGUCGGAACGGGCCAGAAGUAUCCGAACUUGAAGAAACUGAAUCCGACGAUGGUCGUCAAGGCGUUGCUGGACUGAACUUCGUUGGAAAGUUGAAAUGUUUAGUGUGGAUUUACGGUGAGAGUUUUGGGAGCAAGCCCCGUUCAGAGGCGUGACGAGAUUGAAAGGAAACCCACGGCUCCAACAUGAGCACACUUCGGACAAGCACAACUGUCCAAGUGUCGUGUGCGUUUCGUGUAUAUAUGAGUUAUGUCAGUUGUCCGGAGACACUCGAUGCUUCCGUCCAGGGUGGACCUGAUGCCGGCUUCUCGUAUCCACUUUUUCGUCUGUUUGCCCCCCUAAUUUUCUUGUUUUCUACGGCACUUUUUAAAUGAGGCGAUCCAAUGUCGUGCUCGCCUCUUUGUUUUCUUCUGACCCUCCGCUGAAACUUUGGUGGCACACUGCUCACGGAAUGUUAAAAGCGCGUGCAGUGCGUGGUGGCAACCGUAUCGUAUCUCGUACAUCGACCGACACAGCAAAUAUGUGCGACUAUGUGCAUUUCCUUAGCUUUUCGGAUUUCCUUAAUGCUAAUUAGGGAGUUGUGUGCACACGCGGGUCUUCCGGGUAUGCCGCAGAGGCAUUUUUCUAUCUAUGCGUUGUCCGUGCCCGUAGUCAGUUGUUUCUACGAAACAGUUGAAGAGGGAUGUUCGAGACGCUCUCGUAGGUGGGUGGUCGUAUCACACAGGUGCGGCGGGAGCGAGAGAGAGUUCUUCGGAACCGCUUUCUGGGUUUGUCUUUCCCUUCACGUUCUGUUUUUCUCGAUCAAAGGCAUGUUAAACAUCGCGCCUUUGCGUGUUGUUCUCGUGGGGAAACGAACGAGUGUGUUCUCUCCGAAAACGACGGACACCUGCUUCCACAUCUUAUGGCUUGCCCAGAAAAAGA
Toxoplasma gondii ME49 is the source of this 3531-nucleotide messenger RNA. RefSeq names its product signal recognition particle receptor alpha subunit. The transcript has 16 exons. The record is from RefSeq and is a predicted model, not a curated record. Lineage: Eukaryota; Apicomplexa; Conoidasida; Eucoccidiorida; Sarcocystidae. Bases 1018 to 2688 code for a protein of 556 amino acids. Gene Ontology annotation, biological process: SRP-dependent cotranslational protein targeting to membrane. Gene Ontology annotation, molecular function: GTP binding; signal recognition particle binding; ATP hydrolysis activity. Gene Ontology annotation, cellular component: signal recognition particle receptor complex; endoplasmic reticulum membrane.